GGCAAUUGGGGAUGGACAAUAAAUGCUGGCCUAGCCAUCAAUGCAUUCAUAUCAUGAAUGAAUAAAAAAAGUGUAUAUUACGAACUCUUUUGCUGUGCCCCUAUUGUGUUACCUGUGUUUGUUUUUCAGUUUCUAGGAAAUGAAUAACACAUGUUUGGACAUCAACCCUCAGCUGGAGAAGUAUUACCUUCCAACCAUGUAUGCAAUAGAGUUCCUUUUAGGACUGGUCGGCAACCUUUCUGUGAUAUGGGGCUACUUAUUCUGUCUGAAGGAAUGGAAGUGCAGCAACAUCUACCUUUUCAAUCUUUCCGUCACCGACCUGACUUUCAUUUGCACCCUUCCCAUGCUUGUCGUCUACUAUGCCAAAGGCAACAAGUGGGUUUUUGGUGACAUCAUGUGUACAAUAAAUAGAUACAUCCUACACGCGAACAUGUACAUCAGCAUCUUGUUUCUCACCUGCAUCAGCAUCGAUCGGUACCUGCUGGUGGUGAGUCCAGUGAAGCUUCACCAUUUUCAGAAAAAGUGGAACGCUGUUGUAAUCUGUCUCAGCAUUUGGGUUUUUGUAACACUGGAGUUGGUGCCUCUCUUCAUUUUUAUUGAUGUUCAUGCAAUAGGUAAGAAGUCCUCCUUCCAGUGUUUGGAUUAUGCCAGCUCAGGAAAUCCCUCCCAGAGUCUGAUUUACAGCAUCUGCCUCACAGUUUCUGGUUAUCUCUUACCGCUCUGCGUCAUGUUUUUCUUCUACAUCCAAACUGCACGCAGCCUUAAGAAAAUAAUGCAACAGCGCACCAAGGUUCAGGUGGAAAAGCCGCUUACCUUGGUCAUAUUGGCCAUUGUCAUUUUCUUGAUAUUCUUUACUCCUUAUCACAUAAUGCGCAAUGUUCGUAUUGCUUCCCGAGUGGAGAACAGCACCAUGUCAGAGUGCAGCAAAUUAGCUGUAAAGGCUCUGUACACUAUCACAAGGCCCAUAGCUUUCCUCAACUCCAUUACAAACCCCAUUUUCUACUUCAUGUUGGGGGAUAAGUUCAGGGAGCAGUUUUUCAGCAGG
Chiloscyllium plagiosum (whitespotted bambooshark) is the source of this 1045-nucleotide messenger RNA. The record is from RefSeq and is a predicted model, not a curated record. NCBI's taxonomy places the organism in Eukaryota, Metazoa, Chordata, Chondrichthyes, Orectolobiformes, Hemiscylliidae.